Rhopilema esculentum is the source of this 9254-nucleotide messenger RNA. The record is from RefSeq and is a predicted model, not a curated record. NCBI's taxonomy places the organism in Eukaryota, Metazoa, Cnidaria, Scyphozoa, Rhizostomeae, Rhizostomatidae.
UUUCAUUCUAAUUGCAUUUUUAAAUUGCAUUUGUGUUAUGGUUAGGAAAGACCCAACUCAAAUCAAAUGGUUUUUAAUUUAUAGGAUGUUUCGAAGGUGAAACGAGCCAAAAUCGAACAAGAGACACCAAAUACAGAUGGCCAGGUAGUUAGUAACAUUAUAUUGUUGCGAUUUUCAUUCUAAUUGCAUUUUUCAAUUGCAUUUGUGUUAGUGUUAGGAAAGACCCAACUCAAAUCAAAUGGUUUUUAAUUUGUAGGAUGUUUCGAAGGUGAAACGAGCCAAAAUCGAACAAGAGACACCAAAUACAGAUGGCCAGGUAGUUAGUAACAUAUUGUUGCGAUUUUCAUUCUAAUUGCAUUUUUAAAUUGCAUUUGUGUUAGUGUUAGGAAAGACCCAACUCAAAUCAAAUGGUUUUUAAUUUGUAGGAUGUUUCGAAGGUGAAACGAGCCAAAAUCGAACAAGAGACACCAAAUACAGAUGGCCAGGUAGUUAGUAACAUAUUGUUGCGAUUUUCAUUCUAAUUGCAUUUUUAAAUUGCAUUUGUGUUAGUGUUAGGAAAGACCCAACUCAAAUCAAAUGGUUUUUAAUUUGUAGGAUGUUUCGAAGGUGAAACGAGCCAAAAUCGAACAAGAGACACCAAAUACAGAUGGCCAGGUAGUUAGUAACAUAUUGUUGCGAUUUUCAUUCUAAUUGCAUUUUUAAAUUGCAUUUGUGUUAGUGUUAGGAAAGACCCAACUCAAAUCAAAUGGUUUUUAAUUUGUAGGAUGUUUCGAAGGUGAAACGAGCCAAAAUCGAACAAGAGACACCAAAUACAGAUGGCCAGGUAGUUAGUAACAUAUUGUUGCGAUUUUCAUUCUAAUUGCAUUUUUAAAUUGCAUUUGUGUUAGUGUUAGGAAAGACCCAACUCAAAUCAAAUGGUUUUUAAUUUGUAGGAUGUUUCGAAGGUGAAACGAGCCAAAAUCGAACAAGAGACACCAAAUACAGAUGGCCAGGUAGUUAGUAACAUAUUGUUGCGAUUUUCAUUCUAAUUGCAUUUUUAAAUUGCAUUUGUGUUAGUGUUAGGAAAGACCCAACUCAAAUCAAAUGGUUUUUAAUUUGUAGGAUGUUUCGAAGGUGAAACGAGCCAAAAUCGAACAAGAGACACCAAAUACAGAUGGCCAGGUAGUUAGUAACAUUAUAUUGUUGCGAUUUUCAUUCUAAUUGCAUUUUUCAAUUGCAUUUGUGUUAGUGUUAGGAAAGACCCAACUCAAAUCAAAUGGUUUUUAAUUUGUAGGAUGUUUCGAAGGUGAAACGAGCCAAAAUCGAACAAGAGACACCAAAUACCGAUGGCCAGGUAGUUAGAAACAUUAUAUUGUUGCGAUUUUCAUUCUAAUUGCAUUUUUCAAUUGCAUUUGUGUUAGUGUUAAGAAAGACCCAACUCAAAUCAAAUGGUUUUUAAUUUGUAGGAUGUUUCGAAGGUGAAACGAGCCAAAAUCGAACAAGAGACACCAAAUACAGAUGGCCAGGUAGUUAGUAACAUUAUAUUGUUGCGAUUUUCAUUCUAAUUGCAUUUUUCAAUUGCAUUUGUGUUAGUGUUAGGAAAGACCCAACUUAAAUCAAAUGGUUUUUAAUUUGUAGGAUGUUUCGAAGGUGAAACGAGCCAAAAUCGAACAAGAGACACCAAAUACAGAUGGCCAGGUAGUUAGAAACAUUAUAUUGUUGCGAUUUUCAUUCUAAUUGCAUUUUUAAAUUGCAUUUGUGUUAGUGUUAGGAAAGACCCAACUCAAAUCAAAUGGUUUUUAAUUUGUAGGAUGUUUCGAAGGUGAAACGAGCCAAAAUCGAACAAGAGACACCAAAUACAGAUGGCCAGGUAGUUAGAAACAUUAUAUUGUUGCGAUUUUCAUUCUAAUUGCAUUUUUAAAUUGCAUUUGUGUUAGUGUUAGGAAAGACCCAACUCAAAUCAAAUGGUUUUUAAUUUGUAGGAUGUUUCGAAGGUGAAACGAGCCAAAAUCGAACAAGAGACACCAAAUACAGAUGGCCAGGUAGUUAGAAACAUUUGUUUUGUUUCCUCUUGAUAUUAGGCUAUUUCAUUUCACAGAUUUGAAGAAAUCAUAAUUGUGAUUCACAUUGUCUUUUUCUUUUUUGCCAGGAUUUGUUGACACCUGGAGUGGGUAUAGAUAGUGGGUCAGGAGAUAUUCAAUUUAUGUCUCCUUAUCUGUACCCAAUUUUUCGACAGCGAAGUGCAGGAUCCACAGAAGUGUCUUUUGUUGUUUCUGAAGAUGAGGAUACGUUUGGCUUUCCAGAGGAUUUUUCAAACACUUUAAAUAUAAGUCCAUCAGAAUGUAAGUUAUUUAUUGACAAUUAUUAUUUUAAAACGUGUUGUGUUUGUAUUAAAAAUACGAUAUCUUUUCUAAUCUCACGUAUCUAAGCUUAUCUCAAGUUUUGCAAUGAGAGUUUUUCUUAAUUUGAAUUAGAAACUCUUUUCUUUACUUAUUUCCAGUGCUUCUCGGUAUCUGGUCAAAAGGACCUGUCGGUUUCACAGAAGCCAAAUACGCAGGGUUCCAUUUGAAAGACUACAGCUUUUCAAAACUUAAAGAUGGCUGCGAGAUCGAUGAUGAGGUAGUGAUUCUUUUCUUUAGUUCUAAAAAUUUCCCAUAUCUUCUUUUUUUGUUUCCUAUUUCGCUUCAAAUUUACUAAUACAAAGAUUAACUGGUUUAAAAAUGGUGUAAACUAAGCGAUAAUUUGUCAACUUUUGCAUAUGUUCUUAUACAGUUUGUCUUGGAAAUCAAAAUAAUUUUAAUUGCAUUUGAGCAUCAAACUCUUAUUAAAUUAUUCUAUAAACUUGUUUUCAGAUCAUAGAUGCUUACUUACAGCUGCUUGUGAGAAAAGCAUACAAUGACAAAAAGGUAAUGCUUCUUAGUCACUAAUGUUUUUUUUGUACCCUUCAGCUCUGUGCAUUUGCUACAAUUUGCUAAGUUUUCUUAUUUUUACAUUUGUGAUAUUUUGCAGGUUUAAGCGCCAGUUGUAAAAACGUUUCUGUUAUAACAACAGAUUUUCUGAUUAUUUGCAGUUGGAUGUACUGACAAUCAAUUCAGUCAUAAUGACCGACAUUUGUGCUGGGCGUGAUUACAGAGGUCGCUUGAAGGAGGUUGAUGUCGGUGCUUUUGACCUAGUCCUUGGUUGUGACAAUUAUGGUGGAAACCACUGGAAUCUUUUUGCUGCUUGGCCAAAAUCUGGAAAGAUUUCAUAUCUAAAUCCUCUGGGCGAGUCUGUGCCGCAUCUCGAGAAAAUCAAGAGAAACUGGAGAAACUUCUGCUAUCAAAGAGCGAUGAGCUGGAAGACAAGCAUGCCAAGGGAAUGGUUCAUUGUUAUCCCAAACCACCCAAAGCAACAUGACUCGUACAAUUGUGGUGUCUUCUGUAUGAAGUUUGCUGAGGUUUUGCUAAGAGACCAGAGUUGGCAAUUCAAAAUGAAGUCGGAAGAUUUAAUCUCAUAUCGCAAAAUGAUUGGUCAACUGCUGCUCUCUGACUCAGAUGAACUCGAUAAUGGAUGGUGCAGGAUUUGUGGAACAUUUGCUGGUGACACUCAGUGGGUAUGUAAAAGCUAUUUUGUAGACUUUUAGAUAAAAAGUAUUGAAAUUCUAUUGUGUGCAGUUUUUAUCUUUAAAAAAUUAAAUUUUGUUUAAUAUUUACUUUUCAAUAUUUAAAUGCUCUCGAUGGUUUCACUUGCGCUGCGUUAAAAAAUCAUUCGAGGAAGCAAACGAGAUGAUUUUUGAAUGCAAAGCCUGCAUCCAACAGUCGUCGAUUCUGCUUGAAUCAAUCGAUGGAAAAAAUGAAGAACCGCGUGCAAGCUCAUCUCCAAAGAUCGAUGAGCAUCAAAUGGAAAAAGGAAAAGGAGCGAGAGAGCUGCCAAAAAGAUUGUAUGAAUUUAAUCUCCUUUUUUCCAAUAACAAAGCGAAAAGAUGCCAGCAUUGCCGCAGACAGUUUCGAGAAGAAGCAGCCAGGAAACUUAAUGGUUGGAAAAUACAGCACGUUCCAGGUUCCAACCAAGAAAGGACUACGAAAGUCUACCAGAAAUUACUACUUCUGCGUCAAUUUGAAUUGCAUAAAGGAAGAGUUCGAUGACUUUUCGUGGGACAAAUUAACAAUUGAAAACGAAAUUAAAGAAAAAUUAACGGCGAACAAUGUUAAAUGGUUAGAAACAUUAGGUAUUGACUCGUCUAGUUAUUAGAAAAUGUAUAUUUUCCCUCUCCUCUUAAAAACUAUAGGAACUUUUCAAAGCAGUACUAGCAACCGCGAACAAAAACUCUAGGACCUUUGAUCCAAUCACCUUUCGUACUUGUACAGAAAAGAAUGUAUUUUAAACGUCCCUUUGCAGUAUUCUCCUUCCAGCCACAGAAUUGAAUCUUUAUUGAUUGAUAGUCGCAAAAAGUACAAUCUUUUCUUCAAAAAAAAUUCUAUACAUUUUGUGCAGGAUCGAUAUUUUAAAGAAAAGUUUGGAUUAAUUCAGAACACAUUCUUACAGUAUUGUUAUAAUGCUCGCCCUGAAAAAAAACAAUUUUCAAAAAAAUAUAUUCAGUAACUCAGAUCUCUGUUGUGUACACUGAACAACAGGCAACUACUGGAAAAUGAAAAAGAAAUAUGCAAGCUGAAUCUGGAAAAUAACCUUACAAAAUUUUUAGAACUUUUAUAACACUGAGCCUGAAUAUACUCUCAACAAUAUUUUUACAAUAAAAUGUAUUUCGAAACGUAUUUCAUCACAUAUCGAUAACAAAUAUGUAUUAGCUUCGCGUUAAAAUGAGAAAUCUUUGAAAUUAAAAUAAGAAAUUAGAAUUAAAAUCUUCAAAAUCGUUAAUAAUGCUCCUUUUGAAAAAAUAUAUGUCGAUGGAUUAGGACCUAAAUAAAAGCAAAAACCUUUAGAAAUGCAAUAUUUUGAAUAAUUUUGUAAGCAAUAUACCGUUAACAAUUAAUCUGCUAGAAAAGGAGACUAUACAUAAUCAAAGCUAUGGUUAUCUCUGCCUAUUUCGAUUCUUGUCCAAAAUACAGCAAUUUAAAAACGUUGAUAAUAUGAUAGUUCUCAUCGAUUUGAAGCAUUAAGAACAGUGACAAGUUUUAGACUUAGACAGGGGGCAGGUAAGGUAGGCCACGCAGAUAAAUUGAAACUUUACAUUUCCAAUUUUUCUGCGUGGGCUCAUUAUUUUCUUUUCUUAUCCAAAAUAUAGCAAUUUUUCAUCAAAAACGUUGAUAAUAUGAUAGUUUUCAUCGAUUUGAAGCAUUAAGAACAGUGACAAGUUUUAGACUUAGACAGGGGGGCAGAUAAGGUAGGCCACGCAGAUAAAUUGAAACUUAACAUUUCCAAUUUUUCUGCGUGGGCUCAUUAUUUUCGAUUCUUGUCCAAAAUAUAACAACUUUUCAUCAAAAAUGUUGAUAAUAUGAUAGUUCUCAUCGAUUUGAAGCAUUAAGAACAGUGACAAGUUUUAGACUUACACAGGGGGGCAGAUAAGGUAGGCCACGCAGAUAAAUUGAAAUUUUACAAUUCCAAUUUUUCUGCGUGGGAUCAUUAUUUUCGAUUCUUGUCCAAAAUAUAGCAAUUUUUUAUCAAAAACGUUGAUAAUAUGAUAGUUCUCAUCGAUUUGAAGCAUGGAGGACAGUGACAAAUUUUAAACUUAGACAGGGGGGCAGAUAACGUAGGCCACGCAGAUAAAUUGAAACUUAACAUUUCCAAUUUUUCUGCGUGGGCUCAUUAUUUUCGAUUCUUGUCCAAAAUAUAGCAAUUUUUUAUCAAAAACGUUGAUAAUAUGAUAGUUCUCAUCGAUUUGAAGCAAUAGGGACAGUGACAAGUUUUAAACUCACACAGGGGGGCAGAUAAGGUAGGCCACGCAGAUAAAUUGAAACUUAACAUUUACAAUUUUUCUGCGUGGGCUCAUUAUUUUCGAUUCUUGUCCAAAAUAUAGCAAUUUUUUAUCAAAAACGUUGAUAAUAUGAUAGUUCUCAUCGAUUUGAAGCAAUAGGGACAGUGACAAUUUGUAAACUGAGACAGGGGGGCAGAUAAGGUAGGCCACGCAGAUAAAUUGAAACUUAACAUUUAAAUUUUUCUGCGUGGGCUCAUUAUUUUCGAUUCUUAUCCAAAAUAUAGCAAUUAUUUAUCAAAAACGUUGAUAAUAUGAUAGUUCUCAUCGAUUUGAAGCAUUAAGAACAGUGACAAAUGUUAGACUUAGACAGGGGGGCAGAUAAGGUAGGCCACGCAGAUAAAUUGAAACUUAACAUUUACAAUUUUUCUGCGUGGGCUCAUUAUUUUCGAUUCUUGUCCAAAAUAUAGCAAUUUUUUAUCAAAAACGUUGAUAAUAUGAUAGUUCUCAUCGAUUUGAAGCAUGGAGGACAGUGACAAAUUUUAAACUUAGACAGGGGGGCAGAUAACGUAGGCCACGCAGAUAAAUUGAAACUUAACAUUUCCAAUUUUUCUGCGUGGGCUCAUUAUUUUCGAUUCUUGUCCAAAAUAUCAGAACUUUUCAUCAAAAACGUUGAUAAUAUGAUAGUUCUCAUCGAUUUGAACCAUUAAGAACAGUGACAAGUUUUAGACUUACACAGGGGGGCAGAUAAGGUAGGCCACGCAGAUAAAUUGAAAUUUUAUAUUUCCAAUUUUUCUGCGUGGGCUCAAUAUUUUCGAUUCUUGUCCAAAAUAUAACAACUUUUCAUCAAAAACGUUGAUAAUAUGAUAGUUCUCAUCGAUUUGAAGCAUUAAGAACAGUGACAAGUUUUAGACUUAAACAGGGGGGCAGAUAAGGUAGGCCACGCAGAUAAAUUGAAACUUAAUAUUUACAAUUUUUCUGCGUGGGCUCAUUAUUUUCGAUUCUUGUCCAAAAUAAAGCAAUUUUUUAUCAAAAACGUUGAUAAUAUGAUAGUUCUCAUCGAUUUGAAGCAGUAGGGACAGUGACAAUUUGUAAAAUGAGACAGGGGGGCAGAUAAGGUAGGCCACGCAGAUAAAUUGAAACUUAACAUUUACAAUUUUUCUGCGUGGGCUCAUUAUUUUCGAUUCUUGUCCAAAAUACAGCAAUUUUUCAUCAAAAACGUUGAUAAUAUGAUAGUUCUCAUCGAUUUGAAGCAUGGAGGACAGUGACAAAUUUUAAACUUAGACAGGGGGGCAGAUAAGGUAGGCCACGCAGAUAAAUUGAAACUUAACAUUUCCAAUUUUUCUGCGUGGGCUCAUUAUUUUCGAUUCUUGUCCAAAAUAUAGCAAUUUUUUAUCAAAAAGCGUUGAUAAUAUGAUAGUUCUCAUCGAUUUGAAGCAUUAAGAACAGUGACAAGUUUUAGACUUAGACAGGGGGGCAGAUAAGGUAGGCCACGCAGAUAAAUUGAAACUUAACAUUUACAAUUUUUCUGCGUGGGCUCAUUAUUUUCGAUUCUUGUCUAAAAUAAAGUGGUCUCCUUCAACAAAAACGCUCACAAAUGGUAUGUCUGAACGGAAAAGUAACACAAAAAGAUUGUAGACUACCUGAAACAUUUCAUUUUACUUUUAUCUUUGCGCAUGCGUGGGUAUAAUCCCACAUUUUCCUCCUCAAAGUUUUAUUCAACUUAAAAGUAGAUGUGAGAAUGAUUUGAUGUUGCCGUCAUGUGACGCAGCGUUUGGCAAAAUGCAUCUUGCCCUGAUGCAGUAGCCCACGCAGAUUCUGGUAACCACGCAAAAAAAAGUAUUACACCGGUCUUGUGCUUGCGUUUUUCUGAUUGGCCUAUUUCGAUCCACAACUGGGUAUCUAUUUUUCCAUCGUGUUUUUUUCGGAACCUAUUCUGACGUUUUAUGCUCUGAGGAGUGUCAGACGAAAAAGCUUUUAGUAUGUCGUAAAAUGUUUGCUUUAUUCAAAACCAUUUUCAAAUUCUGUACCGCAAAAAAAUUGUUCAAACCUGAUAAAAUUGGUAAAAGGAGCAAGAUGGGAAAAGCCACUCGAAUACGUGCAAGAGCAAAACUCAAUUGAUCAAUACAUAACAGAUUUUGUUGCCCUUAGCAGCCAUCUUUUAAAAGUCGUCGUCACUCUCCAAAGUUACAAGAGCAAGUAAAAAUUGUUUCCAACAGCUACUUGCUUUCAGGGCCUAAUUACGUUUUGACAGGAAAUCAGUUAUUACACCUAACAUGCUAAUGGCGACUUAGCUGAAAGACCAGACGCUCAGUUGAAUGGAGCACUCAGUCAAAAGCCAAACAUCACUUGUGAAAAUUGGAAAAAUCAUAUUGUGGUCAAAAGUGCGAAUCAAGUAACAAGGGAAAGGAUAAACAAUCAUGAGACCAUGGGAAAUUGAUGUAAAAGGGCCUCUCCAGCAAAAAAAAAAUUUUUUAAUGACUUAAAAUUUAGCUUCUGUUGCGUGUAUUAUGACAAAGUCAUUGUUUUUCCAAAAUUCCAAUUAGUUUAGAAGUUGUAAGGCUUUAAAGUUGCAUCUUUCCGAGAAAAAAAACGACAAAAGCCGAAUCAGUUUGGUGACAUUCUGACGUCACAAUGUGCGGCUCUCGUUCGCCAUGAAUUUCGUAUAUCUUCCACCGAAGCGCGAAGGACUCAUAGUCACGCGUUGAUAACUGCAUCCAGUUCCAGUUCCUGUUCCAGCUCUUCCCUCGCGUAUAAUCAAUCGAAAUUGUCACUUCAGUUGUUCUCCAGAAACGAUGGACAACUAAAGGCUUCAGAAUUGGUGUCUGAAAUGCUCAAACUGAAAGCUGGUGGAACAGAACUGAGAGUACCAUCACUUGCAGUGUUCAAUUUGCGAAUUGCCGUCGUUCGAUUCGGUUUGAGGCGAGACUAUCCGAAAUACACUGUGACGUCAAAAUUGCGUCACAGUGUCACCAAACCAACAAUUUUUGUCGGUUAAUUCAAUUCAAUUAUCGAAAUGCAAGAGCUUAUAUCUCACAAACUGUAAAAGAAUAUCGAAAAACAAAUAACGAAUUCGUGAUCAGCAGGCUCAACUUCUUUAUAAAAAUUGCCAAUAAAAUGCAAGUGCAAAAUUUGGCUGGAGAGGCCCUUUAACAGAAAACUGCAAAAACACCUGUUUGCACGUGUGGUCAAAAGCAUGCGCAAUUUAACUUGCGCGUGUGCAGGCGUGUGCGGGUGCGAUCGCACACGCUAAACGAAAAGGACUGCUUUUGUGUCUGCUUCUUCUUACUUCGAGAAAAGUUCUUCGGCUACAGAGGCCAGGGAAUUGGUCCCAAUGAGUAUGUUAAAAGAUCCCUCAUGCUGACAGUAUCUCUCUUCUCUCCAACAACCAGGAGAUUGGCAUCUCUCUCAGUACUGAUGGUGAUUG